CAGUUAGUAACGUUUAACAUUCGAUCGAUAGCGAAUUGCAAUUUUUUUAGCUUCGCUUCCGACUUCAUAACCCGUGAGUGCGAUUUUGUAUAUGUAUCUACAUAUACAAAUACCUGAUUCAACAAGACCAACAAAACAAAAUACUUAUAUUUAAUUAUUAUCGCAGCUUAUCAAAAGAAUAAAAAAUAUAUAAAAAUGUCUCCAAGAAAAUGCUUCGUCGAAAGUUAAGGCCGAUGACUUAUAAGACGAAAAGAAAAAUUAAUUUUAGUGCGUUAUGUAAUACAUACGUAUAACUGUGUAAAUAUAAAAUAAUUAAAUUAAUGUGUUUGAUUUUCUUCCAAUGUGAAAACAUUAAAAAGUUCAAGUUUUAAUAUUUUUGGCAAGUGUAAAAAUACUUUUCUCAUUUCAGUUUUCAAUAUAAAAAAGCUUUAACGCAUAGCUACUUUCAAGAACUUAACGUGACAGUAGUAAAAGUAAAUCGGUCUGUUUUCCCUUGGUCUAGAAGGUCUGAAACACUCAACUUGUCGGUGAGACACACUCGUAUGUGACUCGUUGUGAUCUCAUGAGUUUUGCUCUCUCGUUAAACACAAAAAUAAUAAGGUAUUGGAAAAGUUCCUAUUUUGUUUUUGCAGCUGUUUUAACUUGAGUAAAGUUUAAAAAUAAAUCUUAAUAGAUAAAAUGGACGAUGAUGAUGCUCCAAUUCCUUUCAUACGCAAUCGUCAAAGCAGAAAAAGCCGACGUUACUCAAAAGGCCGCCGUGUCAGCAUUGAAAGCAAUAGUAGUGUUGAUAGUUUAAGCCAACCAACAUCGACCUCAUCGUCAUCCUUACAAUUCUCAUAUUCUGUUAAUUCACAAAGUGAGUCCUUGGCGAUCAAAGGGAGAGCUCUUGAAAAAAUGGAAUCUCCUCGCGAUGACAUCCAACGUUUAAGAACACAACAACUACAGUCGAAUUCUCAAAGUGAGCCAUCCCUUUUGAACUUACAACGAUUAUCACUUGACCAAAUACAACGAACACCAGUAAGAGCAUUACGUCAAAGGUUUGAGGAGCUCAAUGGCCAGGAACAGAUAAUUUUCAAGACACCAACAUAUAAAAGUACAAACAAGGCACUUAGUGGAUGGCGGCAAGAAACUAACCACAGUAUAGAUGAGGCAGCAACUGAAGAUGAACUCGAUGGGUUUAGUGAUAACGAUGGAAUUAAAACUGAGUCAAUACCUGAUAUACCACCACCAAUACCGGAUUCUUCACCUCCUAGAUCAACUCCACCAUUGUCCAGGGAACAAAGCAUAAUAGAGGUUGAAGGGACUAACAUUGAAAUAAUUAAUGUUUUAAAUGAAAGUGAGAAUGUCAACGAACACAAAAUUAAUGAAGUCGGUCAGCCAAGUGAUAUCCCUGUGGAAUCAAGGAAUAAUUCUAAUAGCCAGAGUGCAACAUACAACUUUGAUUUCCCCAGACAUUACAGAUCGGAGCCAAGGAGGAAGACUGAAAUAAUAGCGCAAUCAGAUUAUACGAUUGCGAAUAAGUACAAUUCGUUUCGUUGCGGCAGCACUGUAGAUGGAGAAAACGAAGAAGCGAUUCUUCGGGAAAAAUGCGACAAAACCAUACAACCAAUCUUAGAUGAACUGAUAAAAACCGAAGAAUCAUACGUGGAGAAUUUAUUCAUGGGUAUAAGUAAUUAUGGCAACAUAUUUUCAAGAAAAGAUCUUCCACCCGGCCUGAGAGGAAAAAAGUAUGUUUUGAUUGGUAAUAUUGAACAAAUUGCUGAGUUCCACCGGGAUGAGUUUUUACCUAUGCUACAAAGGAAUAAAGAUGAUCUUAUAAGAUUAUUUGAUGAAUUUUCAACUUUCAUUGAUGAAAACUGCUUUUAUGGAUACGUUCUGUUUACGAUGAACAAAAAAAGAUCAUUAAAGUUGUGUGAAUUACACAGGGACUACUUCAAGAAUCUGCAAUCCGAAUUGAAUGACAAAUUGGGUAUUAAUAGUUUUCUUGUACAACCGAUCCAAAGAAUGGCUAGAUAUCCGCUUCUUCUUCAGCAGUUUAUAACGACACUCUUUAAACAUAGGGACUUCUAUUUCAAAUCAGUCAUAGAAUCUUGUUGUCGCCUGGAGAAAAAAAUACGUACUCUGCUUACAAUGACAAACGAGUCAGAAGUUAUAAACGAUAUUGUUGAAUCCAAUGAUUUCAAUGUUGCUUAUCAGGGAAAAUUCCGAAAAGUCAGUGAAUUUGUCGUUUUCGAUCAUAAUUUGAAAAGGGGCUAUCGAUCUAAGGUAUUUAUUUUUGAAAAAUGUCUUAUUUACACUGAAAUCAAGGACAAACGAUUGAUAUUCCGCGGUUGUUAUCCCUGCGAGAGAAUUGGAAUAAUAGCUAAUAAGAAGUCAUUCACCCUCUUUUAUCAAAAACGAAAAACGCAGGAGUGUGACUUUACAGCAGAUCCAGCUCAAUGCGAGCAUUGGCUCGAGUUAAUAACCGAAAUGAUUAGUUCAUUUGCAAAAGAAGAACGUCGAAAAUUGAAGGAAAAAUAUUCUAAAGAGAACGAUCAUGCGCACCGUCGACCACCUAGCUUAUCACAAUUUAGGAAUUCAAAUCGUUUCAGUUCAGAUAGUGGAAUUGGAAAUAUGUGGUCAUUACCGAAGCCAGUUGAUGACAUGAAAGAUGAAGAUAAAAAGUCAACAUGGUAUGCUGUUUAGAGAAAUUAAAUUUUGCAUAUGAUUGCACAAUGUACAUGUGAUAAAUCAUCGUUUUUGAUAGAUACAAGCAUAUAUGUAUACAUAUGUAUGUUUUUUUAAUUACCAAAUGUAUUAAUUUAUUUCUUUUGUAUAUAUUGUUUCUGUAAUUAUGAUAGCUUUAAUAAUUGUUAAUAAACGUAAUGGAAAAAACA
Messenger RNA from Eupeodes corollae, 2876 nucleotides. RefSeq names its product guanine nucleotide exchange factor DBS. Gene Ontology annotation, cellular component: cytoplasm. NCBI's taxonomy places the organism in Eukaryota, Metazoa, Arthropoda, Insecta, Diptera, Syrphidae. The transcript is spliced from 8 exons. Bases 679 to 2685 code for a protein of 668 amino acids. Gene Ontology annotation, biological process: axon guidance. The record is from RefSeq and is a predicted model, not a curated record. Gene Ontology annotation, molecular function: guanyl-nucleotide exchange factor activity.